AUUAAAAUAACUGUUUUAAUUUUCUUUCUGUUCCAUCUCCACCCUCUCCACGGCGGCCCGGCCCCGCUCCUCUUUCCUCUCCAUAUAUAAACUGUAACGAUUUUGUCACUCCGAUUCAAACCCUAACCCUAAACCUAAACCCGUUUGAUCUUUAACAUAUACACACAGAUUUUCGCGCAGAGAAAUAAAACUGAGAAUGUCGACGACGUGGAGUAAGCUCAAGAAGAUGCUGUCGUUUAAGAGUUUUGGUGGACCGUCUUCGAGGAAUUCGCCUCCUUCCACCCCCAAUCAAGUGGAUUCGGGAUCCACGGUGUCUCGCUCUCCAUCCUCCGUCAUCUCGCCCUGCUCCUUCUCCUCGCAUCUCUCCCGUAGCCUCAGUUCCCGCCAUCGUUCAACCAAGAAAACUUGUGCUAUUUGCUUGGGAAAUGUUAAAGCUGGGCAGGGUCAAGCCAUCUUCACUGCUGAGUGCUCCCACACUUUCCACUUUAGGUGCAUUGCCAACAGUGUGAGACAUGGAAAUUACCUUUGUCCCAUCUGCCGUUCUAAAUGGAAAGAGAUUCCUUUCCAACUGCCCAAUGUCAGUAGUGAUCCCUAUUGUAAUGCUGCUGGACAAGCCCGAGUCUCUCCCUAUCAUGCCCCACUCGAAGAUUACCCAUCCAACUACUCUCGUGUUCUGCAGCCUUCAUUAACAACCUUCUCUGAGCCCCUUCAGUACUCUGAUGAUGAGCCUCUGCUUGCCAUCUCUGCAGAUCUAUCAUCACUGCCUUCAAGUGCCCAUCCAAAUAAUGUAACUGUUAAGGCAUUUCCUGAAUUUCCUGCUGUAGCUGUUUCAGAAUCCGUUUCUGGGUUUGCAGUUCUUGUUGGUGUCCUAGCGCCACCAAUCUUAGAUGAUGCUCGUUACAUUGAUCGUGCACCAAUUGACCUUGUCACAGUCCUUGAUGUUAGUGGCAGCAUGUCUGGCUCAAAGUUGGACCUUCUUCAGCGUGCUGUUUGUUUUGUUAUUGAAAACUUGGGACCUUCUGACAGGCUUUCCAUAGUUUCUUUCUCAUCAAGUGCUCAAAGAAUUUUCCCUCUGCGCAGAAUGACUGACACUGGUCGUGAAGAUGCUAAACGGGCUGUUAAUUCACUGUCUGCAGAUGAUGGGACUAAUAUUGUCGAAGGACUCAAGAAGGGGGCACGGGUUCUUGAAGAAAGGCAUGAAAGAAAUCCAGUAGCAAGUAUCGUUCUCUUAUCUGAUGGAAUAGAUACUUAUAAUGAUACGUACAACCAUCGCCGUCCUCAGAACCAGACUUCCUCAGAUGCCACACACAUUCUAGAAUAUUUGAACCUGUUGCCUGCUUGUAUCUUCCCCACAGGAGAAACUCAAAAUGUUGGUCAUCCCCCUACCUUCCCUGUCCACACAUUUGGGUUUGGUUCGGACCAUGACUCUUCUGCUAUGCAUGCUAUAUCUAAUGCAUCAGGUGGAACCUUUUCCUUUAUUGAAUCGGUAGGCAUGGUGCAAGAUGCUUUUGCUAGGUGUAUUGGUGGUCUCCUCAGUGUUGUGGCUCAGGAGCUUCGGCUCACUGUUAGGCCUGCAUCAUCUGGGGUUGAAAUUGGAUCGAUUCAUUCUGGAAGAUAUGCAAAUGAAAUUUCAGAGGCAGGAAGCCAAGGUGUGAUUAUUGUUGGAGACUUGUAUGCAGAUGAAGAGAAAGAAUUCCUUGUAAACUUGUCAAUUCCAGCAUUUGCGGGUGAUGGUGAGGGUGGCGUGGGGCGGACGUCACUUCUGCAAAUCAAAUGCUCCUACAGGGAUGCUGUAUUAAAGGAGAUGGUACACGUGGAAGGCGAGAUUGUUGAGAUAUGCAGACCUACGACUUUGUCUCCUAUAGAUGUGAUAGUGAGCAUCGAGGUUGAUCGGCAGAGAAAUCGCCUGUGGGUUGCAGAGGGCAUUGCAGAAGCACAACAGAUGGCUGAAAUGGGAAAUCUGGAGGGUGCACAGGCAGUGCUGACAAACAGGAGAGCAACACUUCUAUCUUCUGCAUCGGCCCAAGCUGGUGAUGGCCUCUGUAGUUGGCUCGAAUGUGAGCUGACAGAAAUUAGAGAGAGGAUGGCUAACAUGGAAAUUUACGAGAACACAGGGAGAGCAUAUGUCCUGUCAGGAUUAAGCUCCCAUUCUUGGCAGAGGGCCACAACUCGGGGUGACUCGACUGGACAUUCAAGAGUGCUGACAGGUGGUGGGAGUUCAAGCCACUCUGGAGCAAUCGGGUAUAAUACCCGAUCAAUGGUUAGUAUGAUUUCAAAGUCACAAAAUCUGACUUCUCUGAAUCCACCUGACCAUGUUCUGCCACACAACAAGUCGGGAAGCUUGACCAGAAUAUGAAUGAAAGCGGCCUGAAAAUUUUCAACUUGCGAGUAAUAAUGCUCCAAGGGACUUUGGACAGGAAGCUUGACCAGAAUAUGAAUGAAACUCUCUAAUAAUAGAUUAGUUUUCCAUUUAUGAAGUAGUUUGUGUAGAAGUAUAGCCUUCUUGUAUAAGGUGAGAAAAAUUGGUCCAGUUUUAGCAAUCUGCCUUUGCUAAUUAGCUGUGUGUUUUAAUUGAUUCUUUUUAGGACUGAUUUCAUUAUUGAAAUCUUGAAGGUUAAUAAAAGAUGUUUUAGGAGUUUUUCCA
Olea europaea var. sylvestris is the source of this 2644-nucleotide messenger RNA. RefSeq lists its product as uncharacterized. The transcript has 2 exons. The coding region runs from base 197 to 2356 and encodes 719 amino acids. NCBI's taxonomy places the organism in Eukaryota, Viridiplantae, Streptophyta, Magnoliopsida, Lamiales, Oleaceae. The record is from RefSeq and is a predicted model, not a curated record.